AUGGAUUUACAAGAACAAAAAGAUAAGGAUUGCGCCUCGUGCCAUAAUAUUGCCCACUUUCAGGCUAAGAACGAACCUCCCCGAUUCGAACAAACCAGUAAAAUCGAUUUAAAAGCUAAAGAGUGUUGUGUAAAACAUUCAACAAAGUCUGGUAACGUUCCAGGCAUUGAAAAAUGUGAAACUGAAUGUUAUAAUUAUAAAUCCUUAAACAAAAGACCCAUUGAUACAAAGUGCGAUUUAGAUGACAAAAACACUUACGUGAAAGGUAUUUUAAAAAAUUCUGCAAACGCUUUAAGAGUAAACGAUUGCUGCUGCCAUCCUGCUCAAAAUUAUCAACAACCGCAGGCAGAAAUGCAUGCUACAGCAGGGAGAACACCUCCGGAAGAAAACAAGGAAGCUCCUUCUCCAUAUAUUCCUGAAAUCGUAGGUGAUGCUAAUCCACCAUGCUACUUACCUCAACCUGGUGACGAGUUUCCUCAGGACGCUGAAGCGCCCAUGGUCCCUGUAGGGCCUUGGGCUACUGGAAGAAUAGAUUGGGGGCCACUUUCAGGGCUUACAGGAACAAGACCAAUAGUGGACAAGUAUUCCAUAACUCGGUUUAGCGAAGCUGAAUGGAGAAAACACAACAAGGAGAUUUUGGAAAUGGCUGCUAUUGAACAACAUAGAGCCAAUCUAAUAGAUUGGAACAGUCGGCAAUGUUUGGAACAAACCCAAGCAGAUGUAGAUAAAAACCAAGAAAAAACUACUAACAGAUUAAAUCAGCGAGAACUUGAAAUACACAGAUGGAAAUGCGAGUUAGAACGCGCUAUUGCCGCAGCAUCCGAGGAGAUUACUUUCAUGGAAGAACAACGGCAACGUCUUAAGCAAGCGAGUGCCGUUCUUCAACUCCCUGAAGCCAUUGCUGGCGAAUGCCUUGAAAGAAGAACAGGACGAUUGGAUCCGGAACUUGUAAGAGACGAGGUUGAAGUUGAACUGAUGAAAGAGUUGGCUUUGACUGCGGAGAUUCGCGAGACAUUUGCAAGGACAUUAAAGGAUGUACAAGCGCAAUUAACUGAAGAUAAGACUGCUAAGGCGCGUCUUGAAUACGACUGGAGCGAUAAAAUAAUCUCGCACGGAAUAGAAACGCUUAAUCAGGCUCUAACUACCAAGUCAACUGUCCUGAUGUUCCAUCCUGGCUCGGUGAUUUGUCAAGAUGAUCAAUCGACUCUGGAUUACUGGGAACACUUUACCAGGGAAAUAUUGCAGGAAGGUGAAGCAACUAGACAAAGAUCAGUGACUCUAAGAGGUACUUUGGAUGCUAUUCUUAUAAAUGCAGCUCGUGAUCUGAGAUCGCAGGCUGACCGUGUUGAAUUAGCAUUAUCCAGAAGAAUUGCAUGUACUGAGGAAACUUCCAAGAGAUUAGAAGUAGAUUUGUUAAAAAUAUUACAGAGACUUGCAGAUGUAGAAAGCAUUGUAGACGCGAUAAGGGCUGCAAUCAGAAGACUAGAUUUUCCAAUGAAGAAAGCCCAAACGCGCUUAAACAACAGGCAAAUGAGACCACGCGUUGAAAAUUGUCGCGAUGAGGCACAUUUUGGGCUAUUAGAAGAAGUAAAAGAGUUAGGAGAAAAUGUGGCUGCUUUACAAGCUCAGUUAAAGCAGGCUGAAGAUUCCCAAACUGCUUUGGUUAAGGCAAGAAGCGAUCUGGAGAGAGAAAUAAUGGUUAAAAGAAAAACAUUGGAAAUUGAUAGAGAUAGAACUUCAAGAAUUAGAUCACACUACCCAUCUACAACAGCUUUAGCUGGAUAUUCCUAA
Brassicogethes aeneus is the source of this 1791-nucleotide messenger RNA. The record is from the annotation of a GenBank genome assembly. NCBI's taxonomy places the organism in Eukaryota, Metazoa, Arthropoda, Insecta, Coleoptera, Nitidulidae.